Apis florea (little honeybee) is the source of this 800-nucleotide messenger RNA. RefSeq names its product zinc finger and BTB domain-containing protein 6-like. NCBI's taxonomy places the organism in Eukaryota, Metazoa, Arthropoda, Insecta, Hymenoptera, Apidae. Gene Ontology annotation, cellular component: nucleus. The record is from RefSeq and is a predicted model, not a curated record. Gene Ontology annotation, biological process: regulation of transcription by RNA polymerase II. Gene Ontology annotation, molecular function: DNA binding; protein binding.
ACGUUUAUAUCUGAUUUAGAUUCUCGUACGGUGGUCAUCGAACAGCCGUCGCAUUCGUGCAAACUCUGCGGUAAAACGUUUUGGAAUCGGGACUCGAUGUACAAACACAUGAACAUGCACAAAGGGACGACUCAGUGCCCGGUGUGCCAUAAAGUGCUGAGCCGCACGACACACAUGAAGCGACAUUUAAAAAAUCGGCACGGUUGGCUAGGCGUGGGGACGACCGCCGCAGCCGCCGCAACUGCAGUUGCGAACGCCGCAGCAGCAGCCGCAGCCGCAGCCGCAGCCGCCGCCGGGAAUGGAGCCGGGACAGGAGGAACCGCAUCCACCAACGCCGUCCCUGGUGUCGUCCCCGUUGUAUCCGCUGUCAGCGGUGCCUCCACGCCGCCCGACGCCUCUGUCACCACGCCUCUGCCACAGCCUAUUUCCGUCUCCUCCACCGCGAUCGCCCACCAAAACGUCGGAAGUCCCACCGCUGGUCUCGAGCCUAACGCCACCUACACCACUAUACGCAUCAGGGAGAGCAGCGUCGAGAGAAUCACGUCUAGUCCUAUUCCUUAGUGCGAACAUAUCCUGCCCAACCCGUAUACCCGUCGACGUAAGAGAGGAUAAACAAACAAAUCAUCCCUACCCCAUUUCUCUUCUUUCUUCCUACUCCUUCUCCUCCUGCUCCCCCCCCCCUCCUUCUUCUUUCCUCGCGUUUUUUUCCCCUUCUUCAUUCGUCCACUCCUCUCCUCGUAUCGUACGCGUAUCGUUUUCGAUCCAAAAUCGGAAAGAUUUUUACAUAUAUAUAUAUAUAU